AUGUCGAAAGAUGUUAAACAGCUGUCAGAUUUACCAGAAGUCGGUGACGACAUUGACGAGACGUCUGAAUACUAUAAGAGGAAUGUUGUGCCUGUCGACCGAGGUUGGGCUUGGGUCAUCUGUUUCGCCGGAUUCCUGGUUUAUUUCGUGUUUGGCGUCUCCAACCAGACGCUGGUGGUUCUGUUUGUGGAGAUCAUCAACAUGUACGACACCUCUGUCACCAUGGGCUCUCUGGUUUUCAUGUUCAGUGUGUUCUCUGUUGGAUUCAUGUCUAUCGUCUCGACCAAUUUUCUAGCACCGAGAUUUGGCGAGAGAGCUGUUGUCUCCGUUGCCGGAUUUUUCAAUAUGUGCGGUUCACUGGGUUUGUCUUUUUCUCCGUCAAUUGGCUAUUUCAUUUUGAUGUCGGUUCUCAAAGGAUUGGCCACUGGUGCAGUAUUUGUGCCCAGUAUCAGUCUCAUCCGGCUGUAUUUUCAGAACAGGCGUUCCAUAGCCCAGAUAAUUGCCAACGUUGGGCAGAGCGCUGCUGUCAUCAUAGUCCCACCUGCCAUAAGGAUCAUCAGAAAACAGUACGGUAUUAGCGGUACUUUCAUUGUUCUGGCCGGCAUUGAAUUCCAUAUGACUUUUGCUGGCCUUUUGUUGAGACCCAUAAGUGCCUACAG
Candidula unifasciata is the source of this 659-nucleotide messenger RNA. The record is from the annotation of a GenBank genome assembly. NCBI's taxonomy places the organism in Eukaryota, Metazoa, Mollusca, Gastropoda, Stylommatophora, Geomitridae.